This is a messenger RNA of Olea europaea var. sylvestris, 597 nucleotides long. Its product is annotated as protein MOR1-like. The record is from RefSeq and is a predicted model, not a curated record. The transcript is spliced from 6 exons. Gene Ontology annotation, cellular component: spindle pole; centrosome; kinetochore. Gene Ontology annotation, molecular function: microtubule plus-end binding; microtubule plus end polymerase activity. The coding region runs from base 33 to 470 and encodes 145 amino acids. NCBI's taxonomy places the organism in Eukaryota, Viridiplantae, Streptophyta, Magnoliopsida, Lamiales, Oleaceae. Gene Ontology annotation, biological process: establishment or maintenance of microtubule cytoskeleton polarity; mitotic spindle organization; microtubule polymerization.
CUCCUUCAAAGGGCUCUAGGCAAGAUACGAUUAUGUCUGUUCAAGAAAUCAACAUACAGUCGCAAGCUUUGCUAAAUGUCAAGGAUUCAAAUAAGGAUGAUAGAGAGAGAAUAAUUGUUCGCAGAUUCAAGUUUGAAGAGUUACGAUUGGAACAAAUACAAGAUCUUGAGAAUGACAUUGCGAAGUAUUUUAGAGAAGAUUUGUAUUGGAGGUUGUUAAACACUGACUUCAAGAAGCAAGUUGAUGGGAUUGAGAUUCUGCAGAAGGCUCUUCCAUCUAUUGGAAAGGAAAUAAUUGAAGUUUUAGACAUUCUCUUGAAGUGGUUUGUUUCGAGAUUCUGUGAAUCCAAUGCAUCGUGUCUAUUAAAGGUGCUAGAAUUUCUUCCUGAGCUUUUCGAGAUGUUGAAGAAUGAGAGCUACUCUAUGACUGUAGCAGUCAAGCAGAGGCAUCUAUUUUUCUUCCUUGCUUGAUCGAGAAGUUGGGACAUAACAUCGAAAAAGUACGAGACAAAAUGAGGGAAUUGAUGAAACAAAUAAUCCUCAUAUACUGUGUAGCAAAGACUUUUCCCUAUAUUUUAGAGGGUUUGCGUUCAAGAAA